Molecule: messenger RNA, 543 nt
Organism: Penicillium soppii
Lineage: Eukaryota; Fungi; Ascomycota; Eurotiomycetes; Eurotiales; Aspergillaceae
Product: nascent polypeptide-associated complex subunit family protein
Exons: 4
Coding region: 1-543 (180 amino acids)
Cellular component (GO): cytosol; nascent polypeptide-associated complex
Source: RefSeq, a predicted model, not a curated record
AUGGAUCAGGCAAAGUUGGCUAAGCUCCAGGCCAUGUCGGCCAAUGCCCGCAUUGAUGCAUCGCACAUUGAUGAUCGCGUUCUCCGCGCGAUGCGACCGCCGUGUGAUUCGGGUGGAAUUCUAACUUCCUCCAGUGGCAAGGGUACUCCCCGCCGUAAGGUCAAGAAGGUUGUCCGCAACUCCGGUGCCGACGACAAGAAGCUCCAGGCUGCCCUUAAGAAGCUGAACGUUCAGCCCGUCCAGGGCAUCGAGGAGGUCAACAUGUUCAAGGAGGAUGGCAACGUCAUCCACUUCGCCAACCCCCGUGUCCACGGCGCCGUCCCCUCCAACACCUUCGCCCUUUACGGUAACGGCGAGGAGAAGGAGCUCACCGAGCUCGUUCCCAACAUCCUCAACCAGCUCGGCCCCGACAGCCUUGCUUCCCUGCGCAAGCUCGCUGAGAGCUACCAGAACAUGCAGAAGCAGCAGGGUGAUAAGAAGGAUGACGAUGAGGAUGAUAUCCCCGACCUCGUUGAGGGCGAGAACUUCGAGACCAAGGAAUAA